UCUGCACAGAGUCCUUUUAAAUUCAAAAGAGACCAUGGGAGAAUGGGGUUUUCUGUCCUCUCUACUGGACAAGGUCCAGUCCCACUCCACCGUCAUAGGGAAGGUCUGGCUGAGUGUGCUGUUUAUCUUCAGGAUCAUGAUCCUUGGAGCCGGAGCAGAGAAGGUGUGGGGCGAUGAACAGUCGAAUAUGAUUUGUAACACAAAACAGCCUGGUUGCAAGAACGUCUGCUAUGACCACGCCUUCCCAAUCUCACACAUUCGAUUCUGGGUCCUCCAGAUUAUCUUCGUCUCAACACCAACGCUGAUCUACCUUGGUCAUGUCAUCCACAUUAUCCACAAAGAAAAUAAAAUGAGAGAGUAUAUACAGACCCACUCUAGUAGCGAAAUCGUCAAAGUUCCCAAGUACUCUGAUGAAAAAGGCCACGUCAAGAUUAAAGGCAACCUGCUGGGUAACUACAUAACCUCCAUAUUUUUCAGAAUCCUUCUGGAGGUAGCGUUCAUUGUGGGGCAGUAUUAUCUGUAUGGGUUUAUCAUGGACCCAAGAAUCGUCUGCUCCAGAGCACCUUGUCCCUUCACUGUAGAGUGCUACAUGUCCCGACCCACAGAGAAGACCAUCUUCAUCAUCUUCAUGCUUGUAGUCUCCUGCAUCUCUCUUCUACUCAACGUAGCAGAGCUCUUCUACCUGGCGUGUUUUCGCUCAUCUAGACGAAGGUUUAAAACACUGCCGUCCACUGCUAUUUCCAUUCACCCACUUUUAAAAGGUGACAGGGAUGGAAAAUGAGAAGCUUACUCUCCAUAAUGCCAGUCACAGUACAGUAAUUUAGAUCCAAUGUGCCGCAUAGUUACCAAAAAAACAAACAAAAAAAAAAGUGACUAACAGGGCUAAAUCCACAAAAGACCGUGGCUCACAUGUGUAUAAAUUACACAAUGUGAUACUUCAAAAAGACCUGAAAAUGAAGCAAAUUUGGUAAUGUAUUAGUAGACUAUUUGUGAAUAGUUACAAGCAUUCAUAUAUUUAAAAAUGUGAUUAUACGAUAGUGUCAAUGAAGCAAACUUUUAAAAUUUGUUAAGGACAAAAGUGAGUUUUUGUGUGCCAUUAAGUGGCACAUUGGUAACUGUGACAUUCGCAGAAGUCAUUAAUUCUGCUGUGGUCUGUGACUACAUGGCUUGAUGUCAGAGGGACAUGACCCUAUAACUUGACUUGACUGCAGAUAGCUCUGUAUCUCUGUACCAAUUUGCUUUGGCCAAAAGCCAUUUUGUAAUGCUACAACCUUUUUAUGUUCUAAAGCAGUGCUGAGGUGCCAGUAUACUUUUUAAAUUUAUUUUUUCAGUUUAUUAUAUAAUUUGCUGGCAUGACUUUUAAAACUGUAAAUAUUUGAAUUGAAUUACAAAUAAUUUGUUUUUUCAUGUUUAAUAUGACUGUAUGUGCCUUGUGUUUGUAAAUUAUUGUAAAAAAAAAAGAGUACUGAGGAAAGGGUACACAUAUGUUUAUUAAAAUAUGUUAGUCCAAGUAAUUUUCAAACUGCCUCUCAGUUUUUGUUUCAUUAUCACUGUUGUUACUCAACAUACUCAUGCAAAAUUAAUUAUUUCUGUUCCCAGGUUUCACUGAAAUUACAUUUAACCUACUAUCACUAAUUUAGUAACAGAAAAACAAUUUUUGAAAAACCUCUAUUGGAUAUUGUAUUAAAAUAAUCACAUCAGAGGAGAA
Micropterus dolomieu (smallmouth bass) is the source of this 1708-nucleotide messenger RNA. RefSeq names its product gap junction Cx32.2 protein-like. NCBI's taxonomy places the organism in Eukaryota, Metazoa, Chordata, Actinopteri, Centrarchiformes, Centrarchidae. Gene Ontology annotation, biological process: cell communication. Gene Ontology annotation, cellular component: connexin complex. The coding region runs from base 35 to 781 and encodes 248 amino acids. The transcript is spliced from 3 exons. The record is from RefSeq and is a predicted model, not a curated record.